Molecule: messenger RNA, 543 nt
Organism: Oryzias melastigma (Indian medaka)
Lineage: Eukaryota; Metazoa; Chordata; Actinopteri; Beloniformes; Adrianichthyidae
Gene: lsm5
Product: LSM5 homolog, U6 small nuclear RNA and mRNA degradation associated
Exons: 5
Coding region: 89-364 (91 amino acids)
Biological process (GO): mRNA splicing, via spliceosome
Cellular component (GO): Lsm1-7-Pat1 complex; U4/U6 x U5 tri-snRNP complex; U6 snRNP
Molecular function (GO): RNA binding
Source: RefSeq, a predicted model, not a curated record
AAAAAAUCGCUCUGCGUUCGAUUGCUUUUGUCUGCCGCUCAUCUGUAGAUUGGUCGCGCCUGCGCGGAAGCGUGUAUUUCCAGUAAACAUGGCAGCCACACAGGGUUCGAACCCGUCCCAGUUGCUCCCACUCGAGCUUGUGGACAAAUGUAUUGGUUCACGAAUUCACAUCGUCAUGAAAACGGACAAAGAAAUCGUCGGAACCUUGUUAGGUUUUGAUGAUUUUGUCAACAUGGUGUUGGAGGACGUGACAGAAUUUGAAAUCACACCAGAGGGAAGGAGGAUAACAAAGCUGGAUCAGAUCCUCCUGAAUGGAAACAACAUCACCAUGCUCAUCCCAGGUGGAGAAGGUCCAGACGUGUAGAUGUUCCGUUUUCCUCAUGUACAUACGCCUUUGGUUGUUCUGGGUUGAUGUUAGUUUGCAGAUUUGUCUCCUUUUUCGUUUUAAUUAUUUUUUUUAGUGAUGAUUCUUUAAGGUUUGAAUGCAUCAUGUCAAAGACAAAAAGCUCUUUUUGUUAUAAAUAAACCAGAAGAUAAAACACA